AUGACUAACAGCUAUGUUAUACCGGAGGAAUGUCGAGCUGCUGUCGUUGUCGACGAAGGCCCCAACUUUACUAUUAAGACUCAAAUGGUGAAGGUUCCAGUUCCAGGUCCCGAUGAAGUUUUGAUCAAACUCAAUGCCACCGGUAUUUGCUAUUCAGACAUUCACUACAUGUUAAACGACACUGGCGGUAGAAAGAUGUCGGCGUCGGGUGUAUGCUCUGCUGGUCAUGAAGGCGCGGGUGUGAUUGUUAAGCUAGGUGAAAACGUGACAACAUUCCAGAUUGGGGAUCGUGCCGGCGUAAAGCCAAUUUGGUAUACAUGCGGAUCUUGCAAUCUUUGCUGGGGAGGCAAGGAAUCUCAUUGCCAAAAGAAGGUCCUCACUGGAGUGGCUGCUACUGGAACGUUCCAACAAUAUAUUGUUUCACCAGCUCGAUACACCACCGUGAUUCCACAGGGAAUUCCAGAUUAUGUUGCUGCCCCUGCUAUGUGUAGUGCAGCUACCGCAUAUCGCUCCAUCAGAGAAUCUGGCCUUGCCGUUGGCUCAUGGGCCACGAUCAUCGGUGGAGGUGGUGGCGUUGGCAUUCAAGCUGUGCAGAUCGCGAAGGCAUUUGGGCUACGACCUAUUGUUGUUGACGCAGGAAGCGAAAAGCGUGAUCUAUCAUUGAAGAUGGGCGCAGAGGCCUUCGUUGAUUUCAAAGAGUUCCCCGAUACUGUCGCAGAGGUUAUUCGUCUCACUGGAGGUAUUGGAUCCCACGGUGUGUUUGUCACAGCACCUCCAGCAUACCCAACUGCUGCCAAUUAUAUCGGUGCCAGAAUUGGCGGAGUUAUUAUGUGCAUUGGACUACCUUCAGCAGGGUCUGGUCACAACAUCAAUAUCAAUCCCACUAUUAUGAUCCUGAAGAGUUUGACAAUCAAGGGAACAUUGGUGGGUACGAUGGAGGAUACAGAGGCUGUGUUGAAACUCGUUGAAAGAGGACUGGUGCGAGAGGUCUGUGAGGUCUUGCCCUUUGAGAAAUUCCCUGAAGCGGUGGAUCGACUCCGCAAGGGGCAGGUCGCUGGAAAGCUCGUGAUAGACUAUGAUGCUUGA
Molecule: messenger RNA, 1086 nt
Organism: Penicillium vulpinum
Lineage: Eukaryota; Fungi; Ascomycota; Eurotiomycetes; Eurotiales; Aspergillaceae
Product: zinc-dependent alcohol dehydrogenase
Exons: 3
Coding region: 1-1086 (361 amino acids)
Molecular function (GO): oxidoreductase activity; zinc ion binding
Source: RefSeq, a predicted model, not a curated record